AGCACUGUAGGGGGCGGAGAUGUGAUGUAGCGAUAAAAAAUAAAUGUGGAUUAAAAAAUGAGGUAAAAUCAGCUGAAGGUCUCUGUCUGCCGUAUAAAAGGCGUACCAGCUGUUCAGAAAAGGAAUAAGUGUAAUCAAAGCCUUGGCCAGGUGCCCCGUGUGAUCUCUUUGCGGCACUUCUGAAGGCACAAUGGGGAAUACAAGCAGCGAAAGGGCAGCUGUUGGGCAGGGCGAGAAAGCCCAUCGCAGAGACAGCCGUGGAGCUAAGGAGGGGGAUCGUCCAAAAAUCCUGAUGGACAGUCCUGAAGAUGCUGAUAUUUUUCACGGGGAUGACAUUAAGGCUCCUUUAGAGAAAGAAGAGUUUCUUGACUGGAGGCAGGACAUAGAGGGCAGAGAUAAAGGUCCCUUGGCACGACCCACUGUAUUUCGCUGGACAGGUGUAGGGAAAGAAGUCUAUAUCUCUGGAUCCUUUAACAACUGGACAAAUAAGAUUCCUCUGACUAGGAGUCAAAACAAUUUUGUGGCAAUUGUGGACUUACCUGAGGGUGAACACCAGUAUAAAUUCUAUGUGGAUGGACAAUGGACGCACGACCCCUCAGAGCCUGUAGUGACCAAUCAGCUGGGCACUGUCAACAACAUCAUUCAGGUGAAGAAGACAGACUUUGAGGUUUUCGACGCCCUCAUGGUGGACUCGCAGAAGUGCUCUGACAUGUCAGAUUUAUCAAGCUCUCCUCCUGGUCCAUAUCAUCAGGACGCUUACGUCCCCAAACAGGAUGAGAAGUUCAAGUCUCCCCCCAUCCUCCCCCCUCACCUUCUACAGGUCAUCCUCAAUAAGGACACAGGCAUCUCAUGUGACCCUGCCUUACUCCCUGAGCCAAAUCACGUCAUGCUGAACCACCUCUACGCUCUGUCCAUCAAGGACGGAGUAAUGGUCCUCAGUGCCACACAUCGUUAUAAGAAGAAGUACGUCACCACUCUGCUGUACAAACCAAUCUGACUGAUGCCAGCUCAUAAACUACACUGCAUCUGCCACGCUUCUGUUUGUUCCACCCUGAAGAACUGCUGUCUAGUGUAGGUUUAUUCCUCUCCCUUUUUGGUUUUUAUUAGUGCUUCUGUGGGGUUGAUGCCAAGUGCUCAGCAUUUGGGUGUUGCCAAGUGAAUACAGGCAUAAAUAACAAUAUCAUUGCAGAAAUAAACCCCACCCACUUUGGUAACUGAGCCAAAGCACAUGUAUAUGACUGCUUGGAUCAUGUAGGUACUCUCCAAGCCAUAUCAGAUCCCAGAAUAUGGUUCUGGUUGGAACAAAACAUUGUAUCUCUUUUUUGUCAUGAUUUAUUUUUUGACAUGAUUUGAAAACACCAGCUGUCCUUUACAUUGUGUGGUUUUUCUUGAUGAAUGGAUGAGCGGACCAAUAGAAAUGCUCCAAAAUUGGAAUAAACAGAUAAUUAGUAAAAUUGGAUUAUUAAAAUAUUUGGAAACUGAAAAGCAAUUUGAAUAAAUGGUUCUUUUACCCAAUUUUAUGAAAGCACACGCUUCAAUGCACCAAAUUCUAUCAGUUUUAUUUCUGAAGCUAAAUGCUAGCAAGUCAGCAGCAGCAGUGCAUCUAAAGAGAGAAAGAAUCUGCCUGCACUUUAUGCAAAAGCAGCGAUUUAAACUCUUUUUUCAUGUUGCUCAAACCUUUCCUGUCAAAGCGGCAGUGACAUCUCGGCAGUAGUCAGACGUCUAUAUUAGAGCUCUAAUUUCAGUGGAUAGUGUUGGUUUAAAUUGCCUGCCAGAGUCCAAAUGCUUUCUGAGAAUUUUCUGAGAAUAAACGAGAAUAUGCAGGUUAGAGAGCCAUCCAUCCGGAGCAGAAACUUAUUAAAACUGCCCAAGAUGUUAAGAGUAAUACAGUUUAGUGCACACUAGAAUAUAUAGCAGCUUAAAAAACUUUCAGUUGUGUGCACCCAGUUAAAACUGUUUUUUGAUUUUCUAUGUAAAAAUACCACAUUCCCUACAUGGAACAAAUUGAAAUGUAACAUUUUCUGCAAAUUCGUGUACAGUUUCUAUGUUUUUUUCAGUUGAACUUAUUGGGGAUAAAAUAAAAUGUAAAAUAUAAAAUGUGCCAUAACUUU
Messenger RNA from Colossoma macropomum (tambaqui), 2111 nucleotides. It is a transcript of the gene prkab1a, whose product is annotated as protein kinase, AMP-activated, beta 1 non-catalytic subunit, a. The transcript is spliced from 8 exons. The record is from RefSeq and is a predicted model, not a curated record. NCBI's taxonomy places the organism in Eukaryota, Metazoa, Chordata, Actinopteri, Characiformes, Serrasalmidae. Gene Ontology annotation, cellular component: cytoplasm; nucleotide-activated protein kinase complex; nucleus. Bases 191 to 997 code for a protein of 268 amino acids. Gene Ontology annotation, biological process: signal transduction. Gene Ontology annotation, molecular function: protein kinase binding.